UAAAACGUAACCCUAAUUUUAUCAAAACCCAGAGUCAAUCUACCAAAUCAGAACCUCUGCUACUCGAGACUCUCUCGCUCACUCUCUUCUCUACGCCGCGCGAACCUCCAUCGUUAGGGUUCCUCUUCAUCUUGGUCGAGGAGGAUGAGGAAUCCGAUGAUGUAAGUAAAUCCUAUUUAUCGCCUCUGGUUUUUUUGUUUGUUUGGUAAAAUCAUUCUGGUUUGGCUGAUUGGAAUUUCUUCAAGUGGCUGGGAGCACGUGAAACCAUAUUUGUUUGACUGGUUUGCUAUCUUGAUUUUUUCCCAAGGUGUCAUUGACGGCUCUUGUCUGCGACAGGAUAUGGGGUUCAUUCUCUUUGAUUUGAUGGUAGGCUGUUUCAACCUUUCUGCAGAAUACAUUCUCAAUCUAGAGGUUUUUUGUGGAUGAGAGUAUGAAUGAGUUGCAAACUCUUUUACAUGCUUUUUUAAUUUCUCCCGCAAAUGGUCACUUGUUGAUGCUCUUUUACUUGUUGAGUGGAAGUCUCAACCUCUCACUUGUCUUGAGAUAAUUUGAAGGUUCUCUACUUAGAUGGUAAUGCAGAGGUUUAUCCCACAUUCGAUGGAAAUUCAAUUGACUUUUUCCACUCUGAUUCUCCCGGGAUAGAAUCUGGUCAAAGCUCGUCAUAGUACUCAAGCAAACAGAGAUUGUCACUGGCUAGAUUGCUCUUGUUGAAGCUCUUAAGUUAAAUACCUUGAUUUCUUACCUAAGGUGAUUUCUUACCUAAGGAACAUAUAUUUCUUAGAAAUAUUGUGAGUGUGUUUUGAUUUGGCAGCGGCCAGACAACCGUAGUGAUGGCGUUUGGGUUGAGGACACACACCGUCUCCAAAUAGGAGCAAAAAGAAUUCAUUCUGCAACUUGCAGAGGAGUACUGUAAAGGAUUAGAGUCAUUGGUACAAAAUGCUUCAACACCAAAUUGUACAAUCCCCUGCGAGGCUAGGCCUUACGAAUCCUAACUCACCAUCGAUUCCAAACCCUACCCCUUCGAAGCCCCCUCCUACACAAACCCAUAACAACCAAGACCGCCAUUCGGCAACCCCUUCUGCUGCUCUACUCUCUCUUCUCCCACCCCUCCCCAGAGCACAAGCAAUUCUUGUUCAAAUGGCUUCCUUGACAUCUAAGCUUUUUGAAGUAUCAUCCAACAGAUCUGUUUGGGUCACUGCAUUCCGCGGAUCAAUCCCAACCUUCCUUUCUUCCCAGGCCCAAGCACAUUCGUCUACCCCAUUGGAGUCUUCUCCUUCCUCCACCAAAGAAAUCAUUUCACUUUUCUCUACCCUUCAAACCCAAAUUGUUGAAGCUAUAACUGAACUCCAAGAAAUUCUUGAUCUACAGGAUGCUAAGCAGAAGAUUGACCGGGAAAUUCGCUCAAAGGAUAUGGCACUUCUUGGAUUGGCUAACAAACUCAAAGAUUCUGAGCGCGGACUUGACAUUCUUGUUGAUGAUUACUCUGAUUAUCGUCGCAGCAAGAGAACGAAAUUAGGAGAUGGUAGUGAAGAUGAUUCUUUGACUUCCUCGACUGUAUCAUCCCAGCUGAAGCUAUCAGAUAUAUUGUCAUAUGCCCAUCGUAUAAGUUAUACCACCUUUGCUCCACCAGAAUUUGGAGCUGGGCAGGCUCCUCUCCGUGGUGCAAUGCCACCCGCACCACAAGAUGAACAAAUGAGAGCUUCACAGUUAUAUAAUUUUGCAGACCUUGAUAUUGGAUUGCCUAAAGCAGUUGAAACGAAGGAGAAAACAAUUGAGGCUAUUGUGGAACCUCCACCUCAACAAUCUGUGGAUACAAAUCCACUUGCAAAUUUUUCUGCAAUUCAAGGGUUGCUUCCUCCAAAUUUUGCUGUGCCGCCUGGUUGGAAGCCCGGAAUGCCUGUACAAUUGCCUAUGGAUAUACCAAUUAAGCCUCCACCUGGGUGGAAACCAGGGGAUCCUGUGCCAUUGCCUCCCAUGGACUCACUUCCAGUACCGAGAUUUGAGGAACAACAGUUACACCCCCACAUUCCUCAGCCCAAGCAGCCAGAAGUUAUUCAAGUGCAGCAUGUUAAUCUGGAUCUUGGAGGAAGUGACAGUAGUGAUUAUAGUAGUGAUGAAGCCAGCUCUGAUGAUGAAGAUUGAGGAUUCAAUGAUUGAUCAUCUCAAAUUGACAACUUUACAGGCUCUUCUCAUACACUUAUUUGGGGUGCUGUGCACAUCAAAGGAUUCUUGUCUCCAUGAUCAUGCUUAUAUACAGUGGACCAAAGCACUCAGCUGAAUUUAUUUACUCCCAUGCAUAUUGAUGCUCAGAUUACACAAGCUGGAGGAAGGAGUUUAAGCAUCCCUAGUCAUCUGAUAUAAAUAAUUAUCUGUCAAUUUGAGAAAUUUACCCAUUGCUCAUUGAGUCAUUGGUAACCCACCAACUUUUCAUUUCUUUACUAGUUAUCUUACUUUUUUGUUUAAACUCAAACUGUAGAAGAUACAUGUAGUUAGAUGAUUCUGUCUUUUUUGUUCGUAACUAUUGUUCUGAUGAUUUCUGGAUUUUUUAGAGGGUGCUGAUGGAUUUAAUGUUUUGAUCUAAAACAGUAAAAUGAAAAACUUGGUGAUGAUCCUCUAUUUUAUGACUAA
Molecule: messenger RNA, 2628 nt
Organism: Lotus japonicus
Lineage: Eukaryota; Viridiplantae; Streptophyta; Magnoliopsida; Fabales; Fabaceae
Product: mediator of RNA polymerase II transcription subunit 4-like
Exons: 10
Coding region: 937-2142 (401 amino acids)
Biological process (GO): regulation of transcription by RNA polymerase II
Cellular component (GO): mediator complex; core mediator complex
Molecular function (GO): transcription coregulator activity
Source: RefSeq, a predicted model, not a curated record